GAGACAGUGAUUAUCCAGGAGUCAUUGUCUGUAGGUGGUAUCCCCAAUCACCCGUGCAUUGGUGAGCAUCGCGUCGAAAGUAUUGUAGACUCGCGGUGGGAACAGCAGGUCUGUUCAAAGAUGCGGGUUUUCACAUCAGCGGUGGGCUUAAAAAGAGGUGCGGAACCGUAAUCAUGUUGCGGAUAUCCGCGCUACCGGAAAAAAUAUCCUCAUCGGCGGUCUCCGCUUCCAUUCACUUUCGCUCGCCUCUGGGUCAUACCAUGAGAACACGGGUGUUACAGGGCAGCCGGCCUCAAUGUCCAUAUCGCCUCCUUUGACUAUGGUGCAUUGAUGGCAGGCAUUUCGACCUGCGUAGGGCCUAAGCACGCCCCUCCUGUUUGUCUGCAACGGUUGUUCGUAUGCGCAGCCUUUCCUUGCCAUAGCUCAUAGCAGCCUCGGGCUGCGACUCUCCGGUGCGGCGCCUAACAAUAUUCCUGUCCAAUAAUGACAAACGGCUCGUGGAGGUAACAUAGUUACCGGGUCGAGAACCACAAUCACCGUUGAAAAGCCAUCCUCAUGCGAUGCUGGCAAGCACUGCUGGCAGCGAGCUUGGGCGGAACAACUGGAUGCAAUAUGGUCCUCGAACAACGGAUGCGACUAGGAACGUCAUUUCGACGCCUAACAGACCCGCCUCGCGUUUCGCGCUUCUCGUGACAUCGAAGCGAUUAAGGAUCAAGACCUAAGGGCCACCGCCAAGCUGCGCAGACCGAAGCGGAAUCACGAGCUGGCCUCAGAGGCCUCGGAGGCCACAUAUGAGGCCUGAGACGAGGUCGUGGACGAGUACACGUUAG
This is a messenger RNA of Neurospora tetrasperma FGSC 2508, 830 nucleotides long. RefSeq lists its product as uncharacterized. The record is from RefSeq and is a predicted model, not a curated record. The transcript has a single exon. Bases 561 to 722 code for a protein of 53 amino acids. Lineage: Eukaryota; Fungi; Ascomycota; Sordariomycetes; Sordariales; Sordariaceae.